CAUGACUGAAGUAGAGACUGUUGAUUGGUCGCUUCGAAUAUUCCGCUCUGUGUGAUCCAUGGCGUCGGUGCUGGAAGACCCGUCCCUGACACGCCAUUUCAAAGGACAUAAGGAUGCCGUCACCUGUGUUGACUUCAGUCCAGACAGCAAACAACUUGCAUCCUCUGCUGCCGAUGCAUUUGUCAUGGUCUGGAACUUCAAGCCUCAGUCACGAGCUUUCAGGUUUAUAGGACACAGAGAGGCUGUGACUAGUGUUCAGUUUUCUCCUAAUGGACACCUACUGGCAUCAGCCGCUAAGGACAGGACAGUUAGACUCUGGGCCCCUAACAUCAAAGGGGAGUCAACCAUAUUUAAGGCCCAUGCGGCAUCGGUACGAAGCGUGGACUUUUCAGGUGACGGCCAGUGCAUGAUCACUGCAUCUGACGACAAGUCGAUUAAAGCCUGGAGUGUUCAUCACCAGCGCUUUCUUUUCUCACUUAUCCAGCAUACAAACUGGGUCCGAUGUGCAAGAUUCUCCUCAGAUGGAAGACUAAUCGCUUCAUGCAGUGACGAUAAGACUGUGCGAAUCUGGGACACAACAAACAGGGUUUGCAUUAACACCUUCAUGGACUACAAAGGGCAUUCAAAUUAUGUGAGCUUUAAUCCAUCAGGAACGUGUGUAGCCUCUGCCGCUUCUAACAGUACCGUUAAAGUCUGGGAUAUUCGCAUGAACAAAUUACUGCAGCAUUAUCAAGUCCACAGUGCGGGUGUCAAUUGUUUGUCAUUCCACCCAUCCGGAAACUUCCUCCUGUCUGCUUCUAAUGAUGGUACUGUAAAGGUGCUAGACCUGCUAGAAGGGAGACUACUUUACACGCUUCAUGGACACCAGGGCCCUGUUUUGUCUGUUGCUUUCUCAAGAGAUGGAGAACAGUUUGCAUCUGGAGGGACGGAUGCACAGGUUUUAGUCUGGAAAACAAAUUUUGAUGUAUUUGGAAAUAAAGAAAUUAAUAAAGUGCACCAGAAAAGGCUGGUUCCUGAAGCGCCACCUCACCUAAAUGAUAUUUAUCCCCGAUCUGCUCACUUCCACAGAAGCAAUGGACAUUGCAUUGAGAUAAAUCCCAUGUUUGAAGUGGCAGAUACACAAGCCUUCAAUCCUCCCAUCUUGGAUGUUAGAAACAUUGCUUCCGAUGAACAGAUGCAACCGGUUCCUAACUUUAGUGAGAAUCACAUGAGGGGUGAAUGUAUGCCUUCACCAGGACUGCCUACUACCUCAAAUAAAAGGGAAAACAAAGGAAAAGAUCUGGUGGAUGAGAAAUCUGUUUCCCAGUCUUCCCUGAGCAGCACAUUGGAGCAUAUUGUGGAUCAGCUAAGUAUCUUGACUCAGACUGUUUCGAUAUUGGAGCACCGGCUUACAUUGACUGAAGAUAAACUCAAGGAAUACCUUGAAAAUCAGCAGAGGAACUCUACACAGUCUUGUGAAUCAGAUGGAUGAGGAAAAAUGUGAGAGCCCUGUGCAACAAGAAAUUUUACUAUGAAUGUUUUUUAAAUUAAAUAUUAUUUAUUAUGUUUUCUUGUGUAUAUAUAUUCUGUACUGUUUCCCUAAUAUUCUAAGUGGGCUUUUAUAUCUCUUCUAAAGAACAAUGAUUUUCUAGGGGUAUUUUAUUCUGAAAGGAGAUGUCCACCUUUACAACCAUUUCUCUAUUGCAUCUAACAUUGAAAAUUAAAUACAUUUGCAAGAAGUCUAUCGAUAAAAAUCAUAAAUGUCUUUACGGUUACAGACUAGAAAUGAACACUGUGGGGGAGAUUUAUCAAAACCUGUCCAGAGGAAAUGUUGCCGAGUUGCCCAUAGCAACCAAUCAGAUGGCUUCUUUUAUUUUGAGAGAGGCCUGUGAAAAAUGAAAGAAGUUAUCUGAUUGGUUGCUAUGGGCAACUUUUCCUCUGAGUCUUCUGAUCCUUCAGUCAUACUCCUGUCUGUCACCUACCUAUUUCUAACAUGCUUUCUGUAGGUUACAAGACGUUCUGGCCCGAUGGAUGGCAGUAUGAUUGUAGGAUCAGAGGACACAGGGCUUGUUUAUAAUGUGUUACCAUGAAGUCAUAUAGGUUAGCUCAGGGGUCAAAUCCUGGGAAAAAAGUGAGAGAACUCACCCAAGAUUUUCACUCAAGGGCUGGUCCUGCAAGACUCUUGCUCAUGGGAACAGUGUUCCUGCUGUGGAAAAAGUUCAGCAACUCAGUUCUGAUGUGUUCCUGCAGGACUUGAGCCCUGGGUUAGCUACAUUGUUGUUGACCCAAAACAACAGUAACAUUUUAAUCAAGACUGUUUUGAAGUUAUUAAAUUUUUCAGUACAGGCACAAAGGAGAGAUUUAAAAAGUUAUUAUUUUAUCAUUAUUUUUUUUAUGCGUAAUAGUGAUGUCACUGAAUAAGAAGAAUGCAUGCUUCAGCCCAUAGUAGAGAUAACAUAGCUUUCAGCCAUAAAAGAUCUAUCAUUAGAAUCACUAGCAACUCAAAAUAUUAAGUACAAGAUAUUGUUGGAAAGAAAAAACAAGUGUUGAGUUUCCUCUCAACAAAGCGGCACAGCAUGUGUUCUGUAGGAGGCUUCUAUGAUCCACAAUACAAUUGACAUUUUUCACCCAGAUAAGUCACAUGAAAUCUGAACACAUUACUGUUGUGAGAAUAUAAGACAUUGAUUUUACAAGUAAUCAUUGGGGACUUUGAAACUUCCCCCUGGUUCAGGUCUGUGCUUACUUUGAUCAUGCUUCAGUGUAAUUCAGACAAUAUUGAUUCCAACCUGGAAUUCUGGAGUCAGCCUAUUUAAUUUAACUGUGGAAGAAGUAAGUAAUGCCCAUAUUUUAGCGGCUAAAUAAAGUCGAUGGGGGAGAUCAAUACCUGUCCAAAGGAAAAAUUGCCCAUAGCAACCAAUCCGCUUUCUUCUUUCAUUUUUAACAAGGCCUCUGCAAAGUGAAAGAAGCAAUCUGAUUGGUUGCUAUGGACAACUGGCCAACUUUUCCUUUGCACAGGUUUUGAUAAAUCUCCCCCAAUGUGAUCAAGUGACUACGCUUUUCAAUGCAGUAAAAAAUAAGGAUAUGUUCACACAGGCACAAAGAAGGACCCAUGUGAGAGCCACAGGCAGUGCAGUUCCUUUUCAGCUGUUUCCCUGCUACCAUUGAAGUCAGUGGGAGCAGGCUUUUGAGCAGUGAGAUGGCACUGUUUCUGUGGUGGAAAACACAUUAAAAACUGCUCUGCUUUUGUACUGUUGCUUCUAGUAAUUGUUUUACAGUAUCUCCCCAAUACAUAGAAGCGGCAUAGAGGACAUUAUACAGCAGUAUUCAGCAGUGCUGCUCUAAAUCUAUAACUGGGGUGAGAUAGUAAAACACAAGAAGUAGCAGUGUCUGUCAGUCUCUCUUGUUCUCUCAUACCUUUUACAGUAAAUGUUUGUUGUUUGUUUCCCAUAUAUUCUUUUUUCAGCUGUUUAGAAUUGUGCGUGUAGGAAUAGAUUAAGAUAAUACGUGAGAGUCAUUAUACUGCAUCAAAUCUAAUUGCCUCAUAGUCAUAUAAUUAUAAUGCAUUUAUUCUACGUGCCUUAUAGUCAUUUCAAAUUUUACUUCCAUAAUUAAAAAAAAAAAAUUUAAUGUUUGGAUCGGUCGGGGUCUGGGUGUUUAGGCCCUGAAAGAAGUGGCUUACUGUGCUAAAUUUAUUGCAGGAGAUGGCCUCCUCCCACCGCUUACUAUUGAGUCUGUCUCCUUUAAUAAGACAGGUAGCAGAGGGAAGUGCUUAGCCCAGCACUUCUGAUUUAGCGAUUAAUGGAGUUCUGAAAACCCAAACCCCAACAGGUCAAAACUGUAGACAUGUCUGUAUGUCAUUUUUUAAAAAUGAAAAUAUCACUUAAAUGUGCCUUAUAUUUCUUUAUAACAUUUCCUUAUAGCCUUUAUAGCUUAGAAGCUCUCUAUGUUUGAUAUUGGGGAGAAGAACAAUAAUUUUAUUUGUAAGUUACUUUAUAGACUGUGAUUGUGGGGGUCCCAGCGGUUAGAGAGGGGAUACAUUUAAAUUGUGGGAUAACCCCUUUAGGCUGGUGUCACACAAAACAGUUUUUUGGGAAUUUGGAUUAAAAAGUAAAAAAAAAUUAUAAAGGAAGAACUUAUCCUUCCUGCUGAGUGCACUUAUUGCUUUGGCUCAAAAACUGCCAUGUGUGACACCAGCCCAAAGGUAAUUAUUUUACCUUGCAUUGUUAUCUAAGCACUUUUGGGGUAACUGGGUUGAAUACCUUCCAAAUUUACAUAUUUUGUUACAUUUGUUUUAUUUUUAUAUUUUAAUGGUGUGUCUGUAAUAAAGAUGUGGCUUUUUGUACAUGUUUUUAAUUUCUUU
Messenger RNA from Hyla sarda, 4339 nucleotides. RefSeq names its product POC1 centriolar protein homolog B-like. NCBI's taxonomy places the organism in Eukaryota, Metazoa, Chordata, Amphibia, Anura, Hylidae. The transcript is spliced from 12 exons. Gene Ontology annotation, cellular component: centriole; ciliary basal body. Bases 59 to 1471 code for a protein of 470 amino acids. Gene Ontology annotation, molecular function: protein binding. Gene Ontology annotation, biological process: cilium assembly. The record is from RefSeq and is a predicted model, not a curated record.